Messenger RNA from Paecilomyces variotii, 2030 nucleotides. RefSeq names its product putative Fe-containing alcohol dehydrogenase. Gene Ontology annotation, cellular component: mitochondrion. Gene Ontology annotation, molecular function: alcohol dehydrogenase (NAD+) activity; metal ion binding. Lineage: Eukaryota; Fungi; Ascomycota; Eurotiomycetes; Eurotiales; Thermoascaceae. The transcript has 3 exons. The coding region runs from base 449 to 1936 and encodes 495 amino acids. The record is from RefSeq and is a predicted model, not a curated record.
UUAUGUAUAGAGUAAUAAUAUAGAGUACGUUGGCUGACAGGUCAAAAACAUGAGAAAAACCAGGAACAUCGCGUUGACUCGGCCGAUAGAGCCCAUAGUUCGAAUAAAUGAUGAAAAGGAUACCCCAAACAGUUAGAUCAAAUAACUAAUGAUAUCGGUAAAUACUAAAAGCUGUCAACCUCGGGCAAAUCCCCGCCAACCCCGCAUAAUCAUCUCCCCGGAGCUGUUCUUACCCCAUCUCGCACUCCUGUCCGGGGUCAAUCCUUCGCUGCCUUCUCCGUGGCCUCGUUCCUUUUCAUUUCCUCCCUUCCACUCUUCCUAGGGGCUGUUUCGAGGUCUUAUUAUCUCCUUCGUGGUCUUUCCAAUUGCCCCCCUGUCCAUGUUCUCUGUAGGAGUAUCGUACCGUUGAGAUUGCUUUCUCCCCCGCAUUUAUCCCCGGUCGACUAUCAUGGUAGCUCCCUCAAUCAGAGUUGCGCCCUCGGCGGCCAACAGAGCUCUGGGUCUACUUCGAACCGUGCAAUUCACUCAUCCGCCCAAUUGUCCCUGCCAUUCGAACCCCAAUCACCAUCAUCACCACCAGACGCCGUCCUUGGCCAAUCAUGUGCGGCGGCAUCUGGCGACGCCCAUCGACGCGUCUCGUCAGAAGGAGUAUGCGUUCGAGAUGGCAGCGUCCAGUAUACGGUUCGGACCCGGAGCGACCAAGGAGGUUGGUAUGGACUUUAAGAACAUUGGUGCUAAGAGAGUCUGCGUUGUUACGGAUGCGAAUGUGAGCAAGCUGGACGCGAUGAAGCAGGUCGUUGAGGGUUUAAGCAAGGAAGGGAUUGAAUUUACGGUGUUCGAUAAUGUGAGGAUAGAGCCAAAGGAUCAUUCGAUCAAGGAGGCUAUUGCUUUUGCUAAGCCAUACAACCCGGAUGCUUUCCUGGCUGUCGGAGGAGGAUCCGUCAUUGAUACCGCGAAACUGAUGAACCUCUACACCGUCUUCCGCGACGCUGACUUUCUGGACUUUGUCAACGCACCCAUUGGCAAGGGUCUUCCCAUCACCAAGCCAUUGAAGCCUCUCAUCGCGAUCCCCACUACCGCUGGUACCGGAUCAGAGACCACAGGCACGGCAAUCUUCGAUCUUGUCUCGAAGAAGGCCAAGACUGGUGUUGCUCACCGUGCACUGAAGCCCACCCUCGGCAUCUGUGACCCGAUCAACACGCGAACAAUGCCCUCCGCUGUUCAUGCUUCCUCCGGUCUCGAUGUCCUCUGUCACUCUCUCGAGUCCUGGACGGCAAUCCCCUUUAAUGAGCGUGUUCCGCGUCCUACCAACCCUAUCAAUCGACCAGCCUACCAGGGUGCAAACCCCAUUUCGGAUAUCUUCUCACUGCACGCCCUUCGCAGCACUGUGAAGUACCUUCCCCGUGCUGUUAAGGACCCCGACGACUUUGAAGCCCAGUCCCAGAUGCUCCUCGCUGCCACCCUUGCCGGUAUCGGUUUCGGCAACGCUGGUGUCCACCUCUGCCACGGAAUGAGUUACCCAAUCUCCGGUCAAAAUCCCGGCUAUAAGCACAACGGAUAUGCUGUAGAUCACCCGAUCAUCCCUCACGGAGUCUCUGUUGCUGUUACUGCCCCUGCCGUCUUCCGCUUUACUGCUGCAUCAAACCCUGACCGGCAUCUGGCAGCCGCCGAGGCAUUCGGUGUUGACAUCUCCAAUGUGAAGAGAGAAAGCGCCGGUGAAGUCCUCGGUGAAGCCAUUGCCGAAUUCCUCAUCAAACUGGGCGACCAGCCCCGUGGCCUGAAGGCUCUUGGUUUCAAGUCCUCUGAUGUCGAGAGCCUGAUCGAAGGCACACUCCCGCAGAAGCGCGUGCUGAUGCUGGCCCCGAAUCUUAGUGAAGAGCUCACCGCAGAGAAGGAUGAGCUGCGGCAACUCUUCGAAGCAUCGUUGGAGUAUUAGUUGGCAGUCAUGUUGUUUCUCUUGCAUGUUAUCUUUGAGCAUUAUGUAUAUAGCGGCCGGCGUGCUUCUAUCGCAAAUUUGGAGCAGAGCGUGG